Molecule: messenger RNA, 516 nt
Organism: Botrytis porri
Lineage: Eukaryota; Fungi; Ascomycota; Leotiomycetes; Helotiales; Sclerotiniaceae
Exons: 2
Coding region: 1-516 (171 amino acids)
Source: RefSeq, a predicted model, not a curated record
AUGUCAAACACAGCCCCACAGCCAACUAAGACUGGUCUUCAAGAUUUCAAUGUCGCUUCGUCUAUCGAAUCCGCAUCCUCACCUUACCAACUCUAUUACAUCCGUUUCUAUUCUCCAACCACAAGUUCUCGUAGCCCAUCAUCCUACGCUCGUGAAUGGGGCAAUGGUCCAGUCGACGCAUCUACUACAAUCUACAUCGGAUGUGCACCUGGUACUGCCGGUAGAGUUGAGGGAAAACCAUAUAGAAAAACAAAUAUUGCGGCGGAGAAAGGAGUAAGACAGGUAGAGAGAGCAGAUGUAUAUUGGUUAGGAAAAAUCAAUAAUGUAGAUAAGGUGGUGGCAAUCAUGGGAAGGGUGAGCUGGAAUGACGGCACGAAUAUUGGUAAGGCGCAAAAGCUAUGGUGUGAGAGGGUUGCUUUAUGGAUCAAUUGGGAUUGGACGUGGGUUGUUGCUGGAUGGGUUACGUUGCCAAAGGAUGAGGAGUUGGCUAGGAGGGGCUGGACUUUGGGAAACUGA